This is a messenger RNA of Pararge aegeria (speckled wood butterfly), 1718 nucleotides long. RefSeq names its product dnaJ homolog subfamily A member 2-like (gene DnaJ-1). The coding region runs from base 90 to 1316 and encodes 408 amino acids. NCBI's taxonomy places the organism in Eukaryota, Metazoa, Arthropoda, Insecta, Lepidoptera, Nymphalidae. Gene Ontology annotation, molecular function: ATP binding; Hsp70 protein binding. Gene Ontology annotation, cellular component: cytoplasm; cytosol. The transcript is spliced from 2 exons. The record is from RefSeq and is a predicted model, not a curated record. Gene Ontology annotation, biological process: protein refolding; response to heat.
UCUGUGACACACUAAUUCGCUCUUUUCGUUUUGCAUCAGCCAUCAGCUGCGACUAAAGUUGCUCCCUCAUUUCAUUGCCCUAACGUAAAAUGGCUGAUAAUAAAUUAUAUGAAAUAUUAGGUGUUUGGCCAAAUGCAAGUGAUGCCGAAAUCAAAAGGAGUUACCACAAGUUGGCUAAAGAAUUCCAUCCUGAUAAAAACCCAGCAGCUGGUGAUAGGUUUAAAGAAAUAAGCUAUGCAUACGAAGUCUUAUCGGAUCCAAAAAAACGACAAACCUACGAUAAGUUUGGACUGAAGGGGUUGCAAGAAGGCGGCCAAGGAGCAGGGUUUCCUAAUGAUGACCUUUUUAGACAAUUCUUUACUGACUCUUUUGGCAUGGGGUUUGGUGGUGGUGGCAGAGGAAGGGGACGUCCGUGCGGCGGGCAUUUGCUUCAUCCCAUGAAUGUGACUUUAGAAGAUAUGUAUGUCGGGAAAACUGCGAAGCUACAGUUAAGUAAAAAUGUGAUCUGUGGCCUGUGCAAAGGUGUUGGUGGAAAACCAGGUGCUUUUGUGACCUGCAGGGACUGUCAUGGUCAAGGUUUUAAAGUGUCAUUUGAGCCAAAGGGUGUCAACAGGACUCAACAAUUUCAGAUUAAGUCUGAUUGCUCUACUUGUCAAGAACAAGGUGGAUAUUUUAAUGAAAAAGAUAAAUGUCCUAAAUGCAAGGGGAAGAAAGUUAUAAAUGAAACAAAGAUAUUAGAGGUGCAUGUUGAAAAAGGUAUGCGUGAAAAUCAAAAAAUAUUCUUUGCAGGAGAGGGACACCAGCUGCCUGACACCGAUCCUGGUGAUGUAAUUAUAGUAUUACAACAAAAACCACAUGAAUUGUUCAAAAGGACUGGUGAUGACCUGUUGAUGGAACGAGAGAUUACCUUGACUGAGGCUCUGUGUGGCUUUGAGUUUGUUGUGAAACAUUUGGAUGGACGGGAUCUACUUAUCAGACAUUCUCCUGGAGAGGUGAUCAAACCAGGAGACCUUAAGGGCAUACAAGGCGAAGGCAUGCCUCAACAUAAGAAUCCUUUUGAAAAAGGAAAUCUCUACAUUAGAUUUGAAGUAACUUUCCCUGAAAACCACUUUGCAAAUGAAGAACAGUUAAAGAAUAUUGAAAGUAUAUUACCACCUAGACCAGUGUUUGUUAUGCCAAUUGGUGACGAUGUGGAAGAAGUCAACAUGAUGGAAUACACAGCCAGUGAGAGAGGCCGAGGUAGGGAAGAAGCAUACGCCAGUGAUGAUGAUGAGCAUAUGCAUGCAGGCCCAGGAGUACAAUGUGCUCACCAGUAGCCCAAUAAAUAUAUCAAAUCCUCAUUUUGGGAUUCAUACUCAGACCUCACAUUAUAUAAUUUUAUUAUGAGUUCUAGGUAGUUAAUAUUCACAAAAAUAUGACUCAAUUUUCAGAAUAGACUAGAAUUGUUUUAAAUCAAAUUAAUAUCUGGUAAGUAGCAACUCAAUAUGUCAAGAACAGAUAUAGUUUUAUGUAGUCACAUCACUACUACAAAUCGCGCCUUAUAUGUGAAAAUUUUAUAUUGAACAAUAUAUAUAUUUUUUUUAUGUAAUGUUGAGGAUUCAGUAAAAAUAUUAGUAAAGGUUUUUCAUUCAUGUAAUUCAUUCCACUACCACAGGUGCAUGUAACUGCAUUGGUUUAUGAUUAUAUUUAAAUUAAAAAUAAAUUUUGUUUUAUUUGCA